Volvox carteri f. nagariensis is the source of this 249-nucleotide messenger RNA. RefSeq lists its product as uncharacterized. NCBI's taxonomy places the organism in Eukaryota, Viridiplantae, Chlorophyta, Chlorophyceae, Chlamydomonadales, Volvocaceae. The annotation marks the transcript as partial. The record is from RefSeq and is a predicted model, not a curated record. The transcript has a single exon.
GACCCUCCUAGCGAUUGGGAGGCUGAUCCUCCUAGCGUUUGGGAGGCUGACCCUCCUAGCGAUUGGGAGGCUGAUCCUCCUAGCGAUUGGGAGGCUGACCCUCCUAGCGAUUGGGAGGCUGAUCCCCCUAGCGAUUGGGAGGCUGACCCUCCUAGCGAUUGGGGGGCCAAUCCUCCUAGCGAUUGGGAGGCUGAUCCUCCUAGCGAUUGGGAGGCUGAUCCUCCUAGCGAUUGGGAGGCUGAUCCUCCU